GGUCCUCAACCACCAUUCAAUGCGCCUUCUUAGGCCGUCACAAAACAAGAAAAGCCUGACUAGAAUCGCUGCCAUUUCCGCAAGUAUGAAAAGCUCACGUCGCCUGAUGAUGUCAAUGUUAACCUGAAACGUUGUGACGUGAUAAUAAGUGCCAGGGUUCGACCGAGCUUUUCAAGAUUCGAAUUGUUUGGAGGGAAAAUGACGGGGCAGUUGUAUGCUCAGACGGUAUCUGGUCCAAACGGGCACUAUUUCCUCGUUGCUGGUAAACCCGAAUACCUAGGACAAGUACUGGCUUCUUUGGCAGUUUCCCUUGGACCCCUUGCAGCUGGUUUAGGCAAAGGAUACAGCUCGCCAGCAAUAGCAUCCCUCCAAGAAAGAGACGCCGACGCCUUCCUCGUCAACGGACAACAAGCAUCUUGGUUAGCAAGUCUCUCCCUUCUAGGGGCUCUCUUUGGGGCCCCUCUAGGAGGUGCUGCCGUCAGAUGGGGUCGGAGAAGGACCUUGAUAUUCGCCGGCGCGCCUCUGUCCUUAUGUUGGAUCAUCACAGUGUUCUCAGUAAGCGUGGAGGUGAUGUGUUUUGCCGCCUUCGUCAGCGGUUUCCUCGUUGCCAUCGUACAACUUUCUGCUCAAGUAUACGUAAGUGAAAUAGCAACGCCGAGCAUAAGAGGUGGGCUUAGUGCACUUCUGAAGAUAGCAGGGCACAUCGGCGUCCUAGUAGCUUUCGCUGCAGGUGCAUUUUUAGACUGGCGUCAACUGGCUGGUCUCAUCUCAUUAGCACCUGCAGCCAUGUGCGUGGCUAUGUGGAAAAUACCAGAAAGUCCAGGUUGGUUGGUGCUCCGAGGUAGGUUGAGAGAAGCCGAGGAAUCUUUGCGUUGGUUAAGGGGUGAAAAUGCCGAUUUAAGAUUCGAGUUAUCCGUCUUACAAGCUCACGUACUGAACAAAACAGUAUCUGUCAGUCCAUCUGCGCUGAUGAACAGCCUAAAAACACCAGUUUUUAUCGCCUGUGGUCUCAUGUUCUUCCAAAGAUUCUCCGGAGCUAACGCUUUCAAUUUCUACGUGGUGAGUGUUUUUAAAGAAACGUUUGGAGGGACGAAUCCCCAUACGGCUGCAGUAGCUGUAGCUGUAGUACAAUUACUAUCGUCUCUGCUAUCAGGUCUCCUGGUGGAUAUAGCUGGGAGACUACCGCUUUUGGUAGCCUCCAGCGUCCUGAUGUCCUUCGCAUUAGCCUCAUUUGGUUCCUUCGCUUAUUACGAAGAUGUUCAUCCAAAAACCGUACCGAAUUUAGACUGGAUACCUUUGCUUUGUGUGUUGAUAUUUACUGUAGCCUUCACCUUAGGAAUAAGCCCCAUAUCGUGGCUGUUAGUAACGGAACUAUUCGCGCUCGAACAGAGAGGUUUGGGUACAGCUUUAGCCACUUCUUUCAGCUAUUUAUGCGCUUUCAUAGGAGUUAAGACGUUCGUUGAUUUCCAAGAGCUUUUCGGCCUUUAUGGUGCUUUUUGGCUGUACGCCUUCAUUUCAGUUUGCGGCCUCUGUUUUGUAGUUUGUUGCGUUCCAGAGACCAAGGGUAGGGACCUGACUCAAAUAGAUGCGUUCAGAUGACCCCACGCAAACGGAGCAGCGCCAGCAGUGGCUGUGAGCGUUGUUGAAAGAUACUGCUAAACAUAGGACGAAUGAUCUAAAGAAAACUUCAGACUUUCGUGAAAACAAUCAUACAAAAUUCGUAGUGACUUGUUGUAGGGCCCAAUACAAAGUUUUGCAGUCAGAAAAUUAUCCAAAUGUAAAUUUAAGAUUCGUUCACAGUAUUUGAAACAAAUUUCGACUAUUUGAGAAUAUAGCUCACUCGGAAAAUAUUAUCAUGGGUCUUAUUGAAUGCCAUAUUGGUCCUGCCAUACGUACAGGUGAAAUCGAAUAAUUGUGAGCUACAGUUUGCAAAUCCAUGGCUAGU
This is a messenger RNA of Coccinella septempunctata (seven-spotted ladybird), 1945 nucleotides long. Its product is annotated as facilitated trehalose transporter Tret1-like. Gene Ontology annotation, molecular function: transmembrane transporter activity. The transcript has 2 exons. Gene Ontology annotation, cellular component: membrane. Gene Ontology annotation, biological process: transmembrane transport. NCBI's taxonomy places the organism in Eukaryota, Metazoa, Arthropoda, Insecta, Coleoptera, Coccinellidae. Bases 199 to 1599 code for a protein of 466 amino acids. The record is from RefSeq and is a predicted model, not a curated record.